Molecule: messenger RNA, 1390 nt
Organism: Gastrolobium bilobum
Lineage: Eukaryota; Viridiplantae; Streptophyta; Magnoliopsida; Fabales; Fabaceae
Product: pathogenesis-related thaumatin-like protein 3.5
Exons: 2
Coding region: 1-780 (259 amino acids)
Biological process (GO): defense response
Cellular component (GO): extracellular region
Source: RefSeq, a predicted model, not a curated record
AUGGCGCUUUCCACAAAAACCAUUCCAUUCCUCCUCCUCAUCCUGCUCUUAUCAGGUAAUACAUCUUCUGGCACCGUGUUUACCAUCGAAAACCUUUGCAACCACACUGUUUGGCCCGGAACGCUAUCUGCCAAUGGUGCCGCCGUUCUCGGCGGUGGCGGGUUUUCCCUCCCGCCGGGAUCAUCUCUUCAACUCACCGCUCCGUCUGGCUGGUCAGGGCGUUUUUGGGGCCGAACCGGCUGCAAGUUUGAUGUCGCCGGCAACGGGAAAUGCGCCACCGGAGACUGCUCCGGCGGGCUCAGAUGCAUUGGGGGAGGUGAUCCGCCGGUGACGCUGGCAGAGUUCACUAUCGGAAUCGCCAGUAACAGCAAGGAUUUUUAUGACGUGAGCUUGGUGGACGGUUACAACGUGGGAAUGGGAGUGAAGGCAACCGGAGGUACCGGUGACUGUCAGUACGCCGGGUGUAUUGUGGACUUGAACGGUCACUGUCCGGAGGAGUUGCAGGUAACGGAAGAUGGGGGUUCGGUCGUGGCUUGUAAAAGCGCGUGCACAGCUUUCAACACGCCGGAAUUCUGCUGCACCGGCGAACACUCGACUCCACAGAGUUGCAGACCGACGCAGUAUUCGGAAUUGUUCAAGAGUGCAUGUCCCUCCGCUUACAGUUAUGCUUACGAUGAUGCUUCCGGCACUUGCACAUGUUCUGGCUCCAAUUACCAUAUCACCUUUUGUCCGUCUUCCCCAUCUAUCUCUCCAAAAUCCUCCAACCAAACACCCCCGUAAUUCUUUUUUGGAUACAAACUGGGAAACAAGAACAAACUAUAAACUAACUGCAAAGUCGAGCGAGAGCAGCUCCUCUAGUCAUGCUGUAAAACAGCUUCACAACCUACCGGGGGGUUAUCGAAUUCUAGCAAUUCCCAAGUGUGCUGAGUUGCCUGAGAUGCCAACCAGUUGGUUACUGCAUUAUCUUCCCUCAACAUGUGAGAUAAUGAGACGAGCCAGUCUUCGUACAAGUAGUUGCUAAUGCGCUUCGGGUGAGAGGAACUACAGUCCUGUUCAAUCAUCGACUUGGCCUCAAGGGAGUCUGUCUCCAGGCAUACCCGUCGACAUCCUUUGCUCCAAGCUGCUUGUAAACCCAGCUGAUAACCAAUGUCCCGUAUCAUCUUCGAUCACUCCCCAACACGAGGACCAUGCACCAUAUAUAUUAGUAUAGCAAUUAGAUCAAAUGCAGGAAAAAUUGAGUCAUAAAUACCUUCUGCCGUAAUUCAAUGAGAAACUCUAGCUUUUAGACAUAGAUGGUGUAUAACAAUAAUCUAAGAGUAAGUUCAGGAUUCGCAAAGUUUGAAGCCACACCAUAUAUAAACCCCCAUUUUUUAACUGUUAUGGAUGACAG